Molecule: messenger RNA, 2983 nt
Organism: Hevea brasiliensis (rubber tree)
Lineage: Eukaryota; Viridiplantae; Streptophyta; Magnoliopsida; Malpighiales; Euphorbiaceae
Exons: 8
Coding region: 310-2670 (786 amino acids)
Molecular function (GO): nucleic acid binding; RNA-DNA hybrid ribonuclease activity
Source: RefSeq, a predicted model, not a curated record
GCCCCUAAUUGUUUUUUUUCUCUUUCAAUGUUAUUGUUGUUAUUGUUGUUGUCCUUUUACAGCCCCACUCUUGAACUGACGAUGCAUUCAUUAUCAAUCUGCAUCAUUUAUUGAUUUUACAUUAAAAUAUUUUCUUUAAAUUUGGAAAUUAGUUUAUGUUUUUGUGCGUCUUUGGCUUUGGGUGUGUCAUUUUGUAUCUUCUGGUGAAUGUAUGUUUGUAUGGCUAAUUUGUGAGCAAUUUGAAGUUUGGGUAUUUUGUUUCAUUUAUCUCAAAUUUUUUGGUUAUGUAGAGAUCAAAAGCCCCAAAAAAUGGGAAUUGAGAUGCCUGUGGGACCUUCUUUUGCUUUCUUUUUGGAGGGGGAAAAAAAAAAAGAAACCAUCAACAAUUUUUUAAAGGAGAAACCUUGUGACAUAUGUGGUGCUCUUGGUUAUGGAGAACUGAUUGUAACUUGUAUUAAUUGUGGAGUAGCCCGUGAACAUGUUUAUUGCAAGCAGGUCUUUGACCAAGAAGUGCCUGAAGUUUGGAUUUGUGAAGACUGUAUAACAGAAAAAGGCAGAUGUGGUGGAAAGGAUAAUUUCCAGGACUCCUCCAAUAUAGUCAACAAUGAUAUGGUGACACAGGGAGGAUCCACUAAAUUUUAUGAUGAUUUAGGAAGGCAUAGACAUUCUAAAAGGCAAAAGCCUGUAGAAACUGGCAAAGUGAAAUUUCUUCCCACUGAAGAAGUAAUUAGACUAUCAUCGGGAGCUGCUAAAAGGACAUCUUCUUUAAAGAGUAAUUUGGGAUACAGACCUAGUUCUUCUGUUACUCCAAAAUUCUCUCCUGUAAAGUUAAACCCGAACCCAAGAAUUAUCUCUUCAGGUCUUAUGAAGCCUCCUGGACAUGGCAGAAUCCAAAUCGAUUCACUAACUGGUCAACAGGGACCCAUAAUAUCAAAAGAACAAAAGCCUACCACCAUUCCUAUGAAGGAACAUAGUUGCAAGGCUACCAUUAGACCAGUGAAGGAAAGUAGUUGCCUAGAGCAAAAAAUAACUUCCAUCAAGCCUGGUGAAGAAGUCAAAACUUGCAAUGCCAAUUUACUUGCCAAAGAAGUAAGAGAUUGCAAUAGUAGUGUGAUUGCUAAAGAAGUCAACACUUGCAAUGCAAAUGCACAGGAAGUUGUGGACAAACAGCUAGGGACAUCUUCAACAUCAACACAUGAUACUUCAAUUAUGGGCAGUGACUCUUGUCCUGUUGCUGAAUUUAAGAAGUCUGAUGCUGAAGUAAGAGGUUCAACAAGUCUGCUGCCUAAACUUAGCCUGCAUCAUUCCUAUUUCCCUGCUCUGAGAGCUACUUGGAAGGGAGGCUUCAAGUUUUUUGAUACUACCAAGCCUGGUAAAUUUUAUGGUGGGUUCCAGGCUCAGCCUCCAUGCAUAGUAAAUCGUAAAGCCUAUAACUUGUCACAAACAAUGCCUACAAUCCUUCAAGUUGAGCUGCUUCCACGGCAUCAUGUUUGGGAAGAUCUAUUCCAGAAUGAUUAUCCAGAUUGUCAUGACAUUGCACUUUAUUUUCUCCCUUCAGCUAUUACUGAGAGAUCCAAAGAUAACUGUGCUAGUCUGUUCAAGCUUAUGGAAAUCCAAAAUUCUGUAAUAAGAAGUUGCAUUAAUGAUGUGGAGUUGAUUGUAUUCACAUCAAAACUGCUUCAUAGAAACUUGCAAGGUGUUAUUGAAAAGUCAAGCACAGAACAGUUCUUAUGGGGAGUUUUUCGUCAUGCAAAAAGUCAUAAAAUUCCUCUGGAGCCCCAUUUUGCCAGCAUGGAAUGCUGUGAGACAGAUGAUAUGGAAAUUGAAAUGGAAGGUGGACAGGCUUUAGGGAGAGUUGAUAUGGUUGUUACAAAAGAACUGUACCACUUGCAAAGCUCAGCGGGGAAGUUAUCUGAUACUGCAGAUGAGGUUGAAAUUAUUCCCCCUGGUUUAGAAGACCUGUCAAGGCGUAAAUUGAGAAACCUGUCAUUUAAGGCCAGAUAUAUAGAGGAACCCCAAAUGGGAAACUUUGGUCCUCGGGGGGCGAAAGGAGAUGGAUAUUCUCAGUUUCGUCCAAUGGAGUCCAAAAUUGAAGCACACAAAUUUGGAUUUGAUCAACUGAAUUUCAGUCGCAAAUUGAGUACCAAGUUACCAGUUGAAACAUACAGAGCAGCAUGCUGGAGCCCUCCCCCAACAAAUUGGGUCAAGUUGAACGUGGCUGGGAAGUCUAAGGGAAGUUCAGGCGUUGCUGGAGCAAGUGGAAUUAUACGAAAUGAAUCUGGCAAAUGGGUUGUUGGCUAUACUCUCAACUUGCAUAGUCAAACAAGUUCAGGAGCAGAGUUGUGUGCUUUAUUUCAGGGCUUACUGAUAGCCUGGAAUAGAGGAUUUAGGAAAAUCCUGGUGGAGGUGGAAGAGUAUCUGAAGAGAGCCACCGCUACUCUGGAUCCUAAUAGGGCUCUAAUUGACUGCUGCAUGAAUCUAAUCAAGCGUGAUUGGGAUUGCAAAAUUCUUCAGGUUCGUAGGGAAGCAAACUUGUGUGCUAAUUGGUUAGCCACUCAUUUUGAAGACCAUCCGUUGGGAUUGACAAUUUUUGAGAGCCCACCUGGUAAUUUGGUUCCUAUAUUGCAGAAGGAUUCUAUGAGGAGUCCUUACCCCUCUCAUCAGGCUUAGUCGGACUUAGCCCUCCUAUGCACAGCUAACACUUGUAUGUUAGAUUUUGCUCUUGACAUGGCUCUGAAAUUACCGGAUGUUUUUGUAAAUACUGCUUGCUGACAUGUUCAAAAGUACAUAACAUAUUUGUAAAUUUGCUCAUUGAGACGGUUCUGAAGGUUCAGGUAAUAUGAAAAUAUUACUAAGGUUAAGUAGCACUAACAGCAUCAAAACUAUGGGAAACCAGCCUUUGAUGCCCUUUGUUGAAAUUGCUAAUGUAAGAUCAUGCUACGUUCUUGUUUAGCUGCAAUGAAAUAGUUGUUGUUGUGGUUAA